CCGUCCUUAAUGCUAUUACAUCCACAUGCUGCUGCCGCGCAAGACUCAGCGCUCAAACGCUGAGACGCGCAGUGCCAAAGAGACAGCGCGCGGAGGAUCUCUAUCACAAGACUUCAGUCACGGACCCUCUGUACGGAAGACCUCAUUCGAGCUGCCCUUUUCUGAUAGUGUUUCUCACAUGCGAGAUAUAGAGCGUUUGGUGGUGGAUUCUGAGCGGACGAGACCGGGAAACCGCUCCAUGUCACUUGGAUUGGAAGGCGAGAGAAAGCGCGGCUCAUCUCACUCCUCGCUCACUCACGCGCCGCUGUAGCUCGAGGAAAUCAAGCCAAAAUAUGUUUUCGCUCUGAACUCUGGCUUUUAAAGAGAAAGCGGUUUAGCCUUUUUUGUUUCGUUGGCGUUGCUUUUGUUUAGGAUACAACCGGAGAUGUUAAACAGCCUGGGUUGAAUUUACGCAUCCAGCAUUUUGAAGCACACCGAGAAAUCAAGCGGAAGAUAUUGUAAUCAGACUCAAAGACACAAGUGGAUACAACAUCAGUGGAGAAGAACAUUUACAAAGAACAUCACAAGAACUUUAGCUUUUUCCUGUACGCAAGCUGGGUGAACAUUCACCCAGGAAAGAUGGAUUUAUUCGCAAAGCUCUGUGGAUCUUUACUUGUCUUAUGUGCGGCAUUAGUUUAUGGACAGGAGGAGCCGUGUGGUGGGACUUUUGAUGCCAGUGACGCAGGCUACAUCACUACACCUGGUUACCCACUGGAGUACCCGCCUCACCAGAAUUGCAGAUGGGUGAUCACAGCGCCUGAACCAUCCCAGCGGAUCGUCUUAAACUUCAACCCACAUUUUGAGCUGGAAAAACUUGACUGCAGGUAUGACUUCAUCGAGAUCCGGGAUGGAAACUCAGAUGCCGCCGAUCUUUUGGGAAGACACUGCAGUAACAUCGCGCCCCCUGCGAUCAUAUCCUCAGGCCCAGUUUUGCACAUCAAGUUUGUCUCAGACUACGCCCACCAGGGGGCAGGGUUUUCGCUGCGCUAUGAAAUCUAUAAGACAGGCUCCGACUGUUCCAGAAACUUCACAAGCCCUUCAGGUGUGAUCGAGUCGCCCGGCUUCCCUGACAAAUACCCGCACAACCUGGAGUGCACCUUCAUCAUCGUAGUCCCACCUCACAUGGACGUCACCCUCACCUUCCUGACCUUCGACCUGGAGAACGACCCAUUGCAGGGUUCGGAGGGCGAGUGCAAGUACGACUGGCUGGAGGUGUGGGACGGCCUCCCGCAGGUGGGACCUUUGAUUGGACGCCACUGCGGUACCAAAAUCCCCUCUGAAAUCCAGUCGUCCACUGGUAUCCUGUCUCUGUCCUUUCAUACAGACAUGGCUGUGGCCAAAGAUGGUUUCUCUGCCCGCUACAACAUGACUCUCAAGGAGGUCAAUGACAAUUUCCACUGCAGUAAUGAUCUCGGCAUGGAAUCAGGCAAGAUCAGCGAUGACCAGAUCUCUGCAUCGUCCAGCUUCUACGACGGCCAAUGGUCUCCAAGACAAGCUCGACUCAACUUUGACGAAAACGCUUGGACGCCCAAUGAGGACAGCAACAAAGAAUACAUCCAGGUUGACCUGCAAUUCCUGAAGGUCUUGACAGGCAUCGCUACACAGGGUGGAGUCUCCAAAGAGACACACAAGUCCUACUUCGUCACCACCUUUAAGCUGGAAGUCAGCACUAAUGGAGAGGACUGGAUGAUAUACAGAUUCGGCAAGAACCACAAGGUUUUCCAUGCGAACGCAGACCCCUCAGAGGUGGUCCUGAACCGGAUCCCCCAACCCGUCUUGGCUCGGUUUGUCCGCAUCCGACCUCAGUCAUGGAAGAAUGGAAUCGCUUUACGCUUCGAACUUUAUGGCUGUCAAAUCACGGACGCUCCAUGCUCCGAGAUGCAGGGAAUGCUCUCUGGCCUUCUUCCGGAUUCCCAGAUCACUGCCUCCUCCAUGAGGGACAUCCAUGGAGCCACAGGUGCUGCCCGGCUGGUGGCCAGCCGCUCAGGGUGGUUCCCCAGUCCCACACAGCCCGUGGCUGGAGAAGAAUGGCUGCAGGUGGACCUGGGAGUCCCCAAAACCGUACGGGGGAUCAUCACACAAGGAGCCCGAGGAGUGGAUGGUAGUACCAGCGCAGAGAACCGGGCCUUCGUGCGAAAGUAUAAAUUGGCCCAUAGCUUGAAUGGAAAAGACUUGAGUUACAUCAUCGACCCUAAAACCAACCUCCCAAAGAUUUUUGAGGGCAACACACACUACGACACCCCAGAGAUCCGUCGAUUUGAUGAGAUCGUGGCCCAGUUUAUCAGGGUGUAUCCGGAGAGAUGGUCGCCCGCUGGCAUUGGGAUGAGAAUGGAGAUAUUGGCUUGUGAUUUGCCAGAAUCUACCACCAUUCCUGACACUGCCACGCCAACCGUCCCGGCUCAGGAGGAGACAAGCACAGCACACAGGACACCAGCUCCCACCACUCUUUCGUCUCUGGGUGGUCUGUGUGACUUUGAGCAGAGUAUGUGUGGAUGGACCCACGACCCCAUGUCUAAACUGAAGUGGUCUAUGUAUAGUUCCUCCAGUCCGAGUUUGGACCUGACGCACGGAUCUGAAAAUUUUGGGAAUUUCCUGUAUGUGGAAACGAGUCCCAUGUCAGAGCCUCAGCGUGCACGGUUAAUGAGCCCAUCGGUGGGACCCGAGCGGCGUCCCGUCUGUCUGCUCUUCUUCUACCAGCUUCGUGGUGAAGGCCAGGACAGUCUUCGCGUGCUGCUGCGGGACGACGAUCAGGAGGAAACUCUGCUUUGGACACUGAAAGGAGACCAGGGGACCAUGUGGAGGGAAGGCCGCACCAUCCUGCCUCAGUCCCCUAAAGAAUAUCAGGUUGUAAUCGAAGGAUUAUUUGAGCGUGGCUCUCGAGGGCACAUUCGGGUUGACAACAUUCAUAUGAGCUCCAGCAUUGAGCUUGAGCAGUGCACACAACCCUUUGCUGCAUUCCCUCCUGAAAUGACUGGGGCAGCCUCACCUGGCUGGAGCAACCCCACUGUUGACACGACAGUGUCCCUGCAGCCCAUGCCCACUUACUGGUAUUACGUAAUAGCCGGAGGUGGAGCCAUUUUCCUCCUGGGCUGCAUCACGUUGGUCAUGGUGCUGUGUUGCCAUCGCUACCACCUGGCGGCCAAGAAGAGCCAGCACUCGGUGUCCUACCAGAGCACAUACACGGGACAGUAUACAGGCGGCGGUGGCACCGGCGGUCUCGCCGGGUCUGGGGUAGAGCCGAUGCUCACGAUUAGGUUAGAGAAGCAAGAGCCCUGUUCCCAGUGCUGAGAAGACAUGGAUGAAUCCCGUCAACCCCUGAGGACACCAGUGUGGUGCCCCUCAAAGUUAAGAAUGAUACGAAGAAGACGUGGACACAUAUAAGCACCAGUGUUGACAAGUUUUCUGUGACUCUCUUGUGGAGCUCCAGAGCUCGGAAGGAGGAGAUCUGCUGUGCCGAAUGGACAACCAGCCAAAAUCCUGAUUGGCAGGGACCUCCCUUUCCCCUUUUCUCUCUCUUUCUCUCUUCCUUUCUCUGUGUGUGGAUGGGAACCUUACUGUGAAAAGCUCUAAUCUCCUGUUCAUGACCAAUCCUAUUGUACAGUCAAGAGAACUCUGCAGCAUUGGCAGACUCCAAAGAGAGCUUGCAAACAGUGGCAGAAGGGAGGCAACGGAACAACCAGGAAACUUUUCUUUGCACGUGUGCCGCAUCUCAUGCGCACACAAGAACACUUGAGGCUCGAGGAGUUUGACAAGAAGCUUAAAAAAGACAAAAGUAUGAACACUCUGGGACAAAAGUACUUGCUGGAGAUUCAGGAUAUGUGGGGAAGGGUUAGUGCCAUGUUAAUGUAUUGAUUUUUUAAACUCCUGGUACCCUCUACAAAGUGCUUACAUUAUGAGGACUGGUCCUUUUAUCUUUCUUUUGGAGUUCCGAGUACAGUAGAGCAAUGGAUUCAGUCUGUUCCAGUAAUCUGUUUGGUCUUCUUUGACUACUGAAUGAAGCUUCUUAAAAGCAUUUUGAAAGCUGUUUUCCUUUUCCCAGAAUCUGUCAAUAUGUGUCUAUAUAUAAACUCUUCUUUUUCUGAAAGUCACUGGGGCUUUGGCACUUACAGUACGUUUAAAGAGAUAUAGUAUGUUUUCUGCCUAUAUGCAAAGGUCACAUGACCCUGCCUUAGCCAGCCUACUUCUCUGAUUGGCCGACUGACUGACACAACAUUGGCCUUAAGACGUUUCAGUGGCAUUGGGCUAGUUCAAGCCGAUCACUGUUCUCAUUUAUUAUUUAAUCCUUUCGUAUUCAUGCUCAGCUGAGAUAAACCGAAGUGCAAAUGCAGCGAACUGAUGCACUGACUUUAUUUUUAUAGCCAAUGCUAAAGCGGUGUGUGUAUUUGUGUGUUGUUCCCCCGGAGAUUUCGAUUACACAUAGUCUUGUAAAAGAGCAGAAGAGAAAAGCUUUGUAAAUCUGCCAAAUGUCAGACGGUGCAGGAGUGCUUUGCUAGCUGAUUUUGCUUCAGGGAGUGAGUUGGCACAUUAGCAUGAGCCCGUCUCCAAGUCCACCUUCUAUAGUGUCACUCAAUACACCCGCUGAUGUCUUACUAAGUCUAUUCAAUCUCUUAUCUGAAAUUUGGGGGGCUUUUUUGCCAUUUUAUCAGUCAAGGGUUUUAUUUUCUUUCUGUAGAUAAAAAGAAAAUUAGCAUUUUGUUUUAUUAGCAUUAUUUGCAUAUGACAAUCUUGCUGCAGAUUUGUUUUUGUGUAUCAAAACAUCCUAUAUAUGCAGGUGAGCGUUUUAAAAUGCACUUCAAAAUCCCAGUGUAAGAGUUUGCUUCAUGUGCUACAUAGUUGUAAUCCUCUGAAAAAUUAAAAAGAAAAAAAAAAACAUGCUAUGAUCUUAGAUGUCAUGUCCAAGUACAUAGUGUUCAGUGUUCUCUUCUCUACCAAACAAACACACAAAAUAAGCACCAUCAGAGCUCAGGAUGGAAAUUCCCCCAACAAAACAUUUUCCUCUUUACACAUAAAGAGUCUGAGGCUUCAUCCAUUACUGAAAGCAUCUGUCAGGCGGGCGCGUCAGAUUUUGGCUUCAUCUAAAGCAACUGGGAUGAAAGGAGAAAGUAAAUCCUGAUAUCUUGUUAUGUCCUCCAUCUGGCAAUAGGUGAAAAUAAUCCCCCAUCACGGACGGCCUGGCCCUUUCUCGCCCGUUUAUCUGCUCCUCACUAAAGAAUGUGUGGAGAGAUGGAAGGCGAGAUCAAAGAAAAGCCUGCUCUAAAUUUAGACCUUCUCUGCAAAAAUCCAGGGUCUGAAGGGGUUUGUUUGAAACACAAAAGCACAUGAAAGAUCCCCACAGACUGCCAGGGAGACCACCUGACCCAGCAGGCUCAUUGCGGAGCAUUGUCUCCUCUUUUCCCAGAUAAUCCUUUAUACAGUAGAAUGUGUUCUGGGACACACGGUGGCUUUUCAUGCGAGACGUCACUUCAGUUUUGAGUCUUCUUCAGUGAUCCCAGUUGCACUCCCAGAUUCUAAAACCACUCGCUUGUUUAAGGCAGAAGUUGCAAUAUGCAACACAUUUUUGAGUUUAUAUGCCCCCCAAUUGAAUGUGUAUCAAUGCUACUGUCAAAAAUUGUCAAGUCUUGUCUCGUCUUCAGCAGCUCUUUUAUUCCUUUAGCCCAAAGUAUACUUCAUUUUUUGACACAUACGUAAAUAUCAAAUGCAAAUACCUUCAAAGUAUACUUAAUUUCCUGCAUGUACAUAGGCAUUUGACACAAGUUUCAGUAUCUCUCCUGACCUACAGCAUACCUGUCAACUCUUUUCCCAGAAUUCCUCACAUUUUACCAUUCUAUCUCACUAUUAUCUCAUGAAAGAUGGCAGCAACAUCUACACAGAACCGAUUCUCCCUAUUCGCAUACUGUAGUAACGCCAAACCACCAGGGAGCCCCCUUGCUCUCAAAUGUAAUAUAAUGACAAGAGCUGUUCAAGAGAAUUAAGCUUUCAUUUUAUUUUAUUUUAUUUAUUUAUUUAUUUUGGCUUGAAAACCCUUGAUCAUAAAAAAUUUAAAAUUCCCUUCAUUUCCCAUUUCGUCGCCUUUCCUAUGAAUCAGUAAAUUUGUGUAAUGGUACGUGACUGGCUAGUGCAAUUUUACGACAAUUAUUAUUAUUAUUUUUAUUUAGUGACUAAUUCAUAUUCAUUUGAACAAUUUCUUUCAUACUUUUUAGUAUGAUUUCCUCAUCCCCCAAUCCCCUCGUAGGGGUACAUUUGGGGGCGCGCCGCCUUUUAAAAAUUGUGUUUCAAUACGCGUGAAAUCGUACAGCCAUAUUUCUGACAAUGUGUAACUUUUCCUCGUAAGAUCGGGCCGGACUGUCGAACAGUGUCCAUAGUGAUAAAGGAAUGUUUUUAAUCGAGCGACUUCUGAUUUGGUGUGUGUUUAAACAGAUAAACACACAUAAUGAUAUGUAAACAUCAGCCUUGGUAGUGCUUUAUCUUUAACACAGCUUAUUGUGCUUAAAUGAGCAUUAACAUUUAGGUAAACAGUAAGUAAUCUAAAGCCUGCCAUUAUAGAUAUGUGCAUUUGGCCUUAAAGAGACACCAUUUACUGCUAAUUUAACCAAAAAUUUAUAUGAAAGAUUUAUUUGCUGCUUUACAUUAAAUAACUACAAUAAAUUUAAUCAAAUUGAAUACAUUUUUGAGCCUAAACUUAGCACAAGUAUCUUAAAAUUGGGUGUAGGUCGAUUACCCCUAUGUAACCUGCAGCAACCAAUACAAUCUCAUGGCAAAUGGUAAAUUUUUUAAUUAAGUGGCUAAUUCAAACCAUCUCAUUUGUACAAUUUGGUCCGAUUUGCUUAUCCCCAAUGAUGGUUGGGUUUAGGGGCGGGGUUGGUUGCCACGCUUUUUUUUUUAAAUCUGACAUUUUCGUAUGACAUUUUCGUACAAAUUAUGAAUUCGUACAAAUUAUGAAUUCGUACAAAUUAGCUACUAAACUAACAAAGAUAAAAUAGUUAUGUUUCCUCUUGAGAUCAGGCUUGAGCAACAUAGGGCUCACAGGUAUUUCCUGCAGGAGUCCAUCAGUGAGCAAUCUCACGCCAUUAGUUAAAAACCACAGAAACAUCUUCAUAUUCUUUCUUGCUCAAUCUACACAAAUUCUUAAUAGUAGUAGUUUUUAAAUUAUUUAAACUAUCACUCGCCAUCAUAGGCAUUAAUUUUCGUCUUAACUUGGACCUGUCCCUGACUGGUACAUUUAUGUUGUUUUUCUAUGUCUACCUUUUGAUUUGAUGCAGAAUUAUGACAAAGAAAUAAAUAAAUGCGCAUGUGCGACUUACAUAGUGCACAGUUACAAAAUUACAUGCAUACUAAUCUAAAGAUGAAAUUCAUGCGUACGUGUAGAAACUGAAGUACACUUUGGGCUUUACAUUUGUCCUAAAUGUUUCUAGUCCUGGUUGUUUGUAUGCCUGUAUAAUAAAUGUGAAUUUUAUCAAGCUUUUAACAAUCAUGAUUCUCUAUUUGGUUUUCUUAGUCUAUCUAUUAAUUUAAUUCUCAGUUAAAUAUGAGUUACUUAAAAUGACAUGUGAUCAUAUGAAAUGUUUUUAAUCUACUGUGGCUGCUUUCUUAAGGUUUCCUUUGAACCAUUUCAUAUUUCUAAUUAGGUAAUGGACCAGAUUACAUUUUAUUAAGUCUGUCGCAAGCAUUCUUGCUGUCUCUCGAAAGAUAUUAAUGAGCAAAAGCACUCAGAAGGGCCCUAUGUGAUGCCAAGAGUCUGUCUUUGAUAGUACCUGCACAAAACCUCAUAUGCUCUCACUCCUCAGAGACCCAGACAAGACAAGGCGGUAGACGUCUAAAGUGUACGUCUGGAGAAACAGAUUUUUUUAUUGUCAUUGUUGUGCAAAAAAUGACUCCAGGUUGGAUACAUUAUAUGUUUUAUCUAAAAAAAAAAAACAGGUCAAACCUUUUAUUUACAGAAUUUAAAACUGAUUAAAUCAGUUUGGUCUAUUGAAGUAUUAUUCAUACAUUUUUAAUGUUCAAUAUGCUUAAUUUGCAUCAGUUUGACACACGUUCUGAUGAGUUUAUGGUUAUGUGCACUUUUCUUUUGAUCCUUUGUGAAUGUAGGGCUGUGACCCUGCCAUCUGUAUAAGCUGUUUCUUUUUCUCUUUUUGACGCAGCAUUUUCAGCCUGUUUAAAUACAUACAGUAUGAGGUAUAUUUUAGCCUGUUGAAAUUUGUGGUCUUGGAAACGUUGUAUGGAAUGUUACAAUAAAGUGAUAUUUUUCUACAAACUGCA
This is a messenger RNA of Danio aesculapii, 8295 nucleotides long. It is a transcript of the gene nrp2b, whose product is annotated as neuropilin 2b. The record is from RefSeq and is a predicted model, not a curated record. Lineage: Eukaryota; Metazoa; Chordata; Actinopteri; Cypriniformes; Danionidae. Gene Ontology annotation, biological process: angiogenesis; vascular endothelial growth factor signaling pathway; axon guidance. Gene Ontology annotation, molecular function: vascular endothelial growth factor receptor activity; semaphorin receptor activity. Gene Ontology annotation, cellular component: membrane. The coding region runs from base 619 to 3327 and encodes 902 amino acids. The transcript has 16 exons.